Amphimedon queenslandica is the source of this 454-nucleotide messenger RNA. RefSeq names its product mediator of RNA polymerase II transcription subunit 31-like. Gene Ontology annotation, molecular function: transcription coregulator activity. Gene Ontology annotation, biological process: regulation of DNA-templated transcription. The record is from RefSeq and is a predicted model, not a curated record. The transcript is spliced from 5 exons. Gene Ontology annotation, cellular component: mediator complex. NCBI's taxonomy places the organism in Eukaryota, Metazoa, Porifera, Demospongiae, Haplosclerida, Niphatidae. Bases 52 to 441 code for a protein of 129 amino acids.
AACUUCACAACUUGGAGGUGUGGCUGCACGUGAGCUCACUGAGCUGCUUCAAUGGAAGUACAUGUAACUGAUGUUCAAAGGUUUGAAUUAGAAUUAGAGUUUGUCCAGUCAUUGGCUAAUCCACAGUAUCUCACCUUCCUAGGGCAGAGAGGGUAUUUUAAAGAGAAGACAUUUGUUAAUUAUUUGAAGUAUUUACAAUACUGGAAGACAAAAGAAUACAGCCAUUUUCUAAAAUACCCACAGUGCCUCCAUUUUCUUGAUUUGUUACAAUCUGAACAUUUCCGUCGUGAGCUCUCCAACGCCCAGUGUUCAAAGUUUAUUGAAGAACAGCAACUGCUCCACUGGCACUUGUACACUAAGAAAAGGAUGCAACACCACAUUAUGGCUGAAAAACAAUCCAGCAAUCAAACUGUCAAGCAACAACCUCUUAAAAAUCAAUAAUUUAAUUAAUUAA